GAAGGCUGCGUGUUUGUAGAACUGCACGCAGGAUCCGUUUGAAGAACCAUGUCAGCUCCUCAUCAGAUCUAAACCUAGAACACCUUUCUCUUUUAAUUCCCUUCCACUUCCAAAAACACCUGCCGAAAAACAUGUCCGGCGUGACUCUGUCCUGCGUGGACGUUUACCUCACAAACAGCGCCUUGGAUUUAAGCGUGGAUUUGUUCCAGUUUUCUUUUACUCUCUGACAGAAACUCAUGAAUUCCUCCUCAGAGCAGCGCCUUUAUGGACUUGCGCAUUAGCUGAAUGAUGUCUAUGGGUUUCUUGCCCGACAGUGUGAACGGUUCCGAUCCCUCCAAGUCGGCCUUCCUGGAGUUUGGCCACGGACAACCUGUGCACCAGCACCACUCCCCGGGACUCUCACACAUUUACCCAGUGCAUGGCCUCCACGCUGCGGGACAUUCUCAGCACGAAGGUCCCUUUCCUAGCAAUCCGUCCUAUGGCCCCCAACUGGGAUACGCCUACCCGGGCACAGUGAACGCUCAUCCGUCAUCCGCUUACAUGUCCUCCUACCAGCACAGCAGCGGCAGUCUGGCCCACAGCAGAUUAGAGAGGACAGAUCCCAACAAAUCCGCGAUGAAUGAGAGCAGGGACGUACGUCUGGUGAACGGCAAGGGGAAAAAGAUGCGGAAACCUCGGACCAUCUACUCUAGCCUGCAGCUGCAGGCUCUGCACCAGCGCUUCCAGCAGACCCAGUAUCUGGCCCUGCCGGAGCGCGCCGACCUGGCAGCCAAACUGGGGCUCACGCAGACUCAGGUGAAAAUAUGGUUUCAGAAUAAGCGCUCCAAGUAUAAAAAGAUCAUGAAGCAUGGCGGAGGUUCAGAGGGGGAGCACCUCCACAGCUCCAGCUCAAUCUCCCCUUGUUCCCCUGCCUUACCCCAGCUCUGGGAGGUCUCCAUGGCGACCAAGGGAGCGCCGAUACACUCGAACAAUUAUAUGAACAAUUUUGGCCACUGGUACCCGAACCACCACUACCAUCCUCACCAGGACGCCGUGCAGAGGCCACAGCUGAUGUGAAUGGACAGCCAUACGGUUGCUCAGCCAAUAUUAACCCACAGCAGAGGCACAGGAUGAACUGAUUUGUCUUGGGGAUGAACUUUAUGGUCGCUCAUGCGCGUGCGUUUUGAAUUGACUUUUUGCUGCAAAAUUCUAGCAUGUUUUUAAGUGUCUCUGCAGGUCAUCCUGCACGGCUUUACACACACCGAAUGUGGACUUUGUGUUUGCAGCUGAACUAGACACUUUGCAUAAAGGAACCGUUGAAAAUA
This is a messenger RNA of Girardinichthys multiradiatus, 1304 nucleotides long. RefSeq names its product distal-less homeobox 4b (gene dlx4b). The transcript has 3 exons. Gene Ontology annotation, molecular function: DNA-binding transcription factor activity, RNA polymerase II-specific; RNA polymerase II cis-regulatory region sequence-specific DNA binding. NCBI's taxonomy places the organism in Eukaryota, Metazoa, Chordata, Actinopteri, Cyprinodontiformes, Goodeidae. The coding region runs from base 286 to 1056 and encodes 256 amino acids. Gene Ontology annotation, biological process: embryo development; negative regulation of transcription by RNA polymerase II; cell differentiation. The record is from RefSeq and is a predicted model, not a curated record.